Messenger RNA from Phlebotomus papatasi, 2343 nucleotides. RefSeq lists its product as uncharacterized. Lineage: Eukaryota; Metazoa; Arthropoda; Insecta; Diptera; Psychodidae. Gene Ontology annotation, molecular function: protein binding. The record is from RefSeq and is a predicted model, not a curated record. Bases 261 to 1715 code for a protein of 484 amino acids. The transcript is spliced from 4 exons.
AAGUUUGAGUGGAGGCCGUCAAAUAAAACCAAAAAUAUUUUGACACGGAAAUUGUGCAGUGCCAGAGUUUUUUUAUAAUCUCAUUUUUUCCCUGAAAUUGAAACAUUUUUGCAUAAAUGCUGUGUGCGAAACCAAAUUUGAGUGUCCUUGAAUGAUUAGAUUUAGUUGAAAUUGCCAAAAUCUCCUGUGAAUGCCUGUUUUCAGUGAUAGUUAACUUUGGAGCUCUAACUGCACAGAAAACAUUGAUCCCUCCCCAUAAAAUGGACCAAACAGCCACAUGCUCAAAGAAUUCCCGGAAACGCCGCCCCGACGAUGAUGCCCACUCUUAUGAGCCACAAGCUAAAGUGUUCCAAGCCGAACAUAUCUUCAAUAUCAGCCAUUUCAGUGACGAAAUUCUUCUGGAGAUUCUCAUGCACCUGGACAGCGAAUCAAUUUACAAUUUCGGAUGCACCUGCACGAGAUUCAAGGAGCUGACAAAGGACAAGCAACUGUGGCAAGUGUUUGACUUUGAUUCCAUCCCACUGUCUGGAAUAGAAAUCCUCAGGAGAAUGAGGUAUAUCAACAGUGAUACAAGAAUCUUCCGGAUCCGUGGCCUUCAAGGCACUUAUCCGGACAACAACUGGAGAAAUGCCACAAUCACUGAGCUCAUGCUGACAAUGCUGACGGAUAUGUGCCCGAAGCUGGAGGAGUUUUCUCUGACGCAAGGAUUUUUAAAUACUUCCAAGAUCAAUGUACUGAAGUUUCCGAAGACCCUCAAAACGAUCAUCUUCCGCAGCUGCUCUGUGUCCUUUGCCCCUCGGCAGCAUCCUUUCUUUAGUAAAAUCGAUCUGCACCUGGAGCAGCUCCAUCGGCUGGCUGUGGAGUUCUGUGACUGGUUCGAGACGCACGAUCUGAUCCUCUUUUCCAAAAUUCCUCAACUGCAUGAUCUGAGUCUCAGAGGUUGUGCUUCCUUGAAAGAUUGCGUGCCGUACGGGAGUCUCGCGUCGAGAUUUGGCUUCAAGAAAUUGGAGCGAUUGGACGUCCGGGAGACUCCCAUUUCGGACAGUGACAUUCAGUGCUUCAAUGUUACCACGACCCUCAGGGAGUUGCUCCUGGAACGGCCCAGCAGGCAAACUCUGCGGGAAUCGACACGAGCGCCUCCAAUGGCCCUGGCUGAAGAUGACAAUGCUGAGAGUGGAAGCAGCAGCAGUCGGCAGGGAAUGGCUCUGGUCGCAGACAUCAUGAUGCCCAAGCAUCGGAGUUUUUCCACCAUUUCUGGCGGCAUUGAAGUCAGGGGAGAAAUGCCGGCGCAGAAUCGAAUGCAGCCAAUUCAUCACAAUUACGGUCCUAUUAUAAUUCUUCCAGGAUAUCCAGGUUACAAUGAUCAGCCACCACAAAAUGUGUCCAAUGUAGGAACAAACUCCAUUCCCGUUGCUUCCAUUACUGAUCGGGGAAUUUGUGGAUUUGGCCUCUCGCGGAAUCCUGUUUUGGAGGGAGUUGUUUGGAUUCGGGCAGAAUACCGAAAUCCAAACACUUACAUUGAGCGCCUGGUUAUUAGAUUCUACACAUACGUAACUAAUGCAACGCUUAGGCACUUGGCUACAUGCUCGCCGAGGCUGAAGUAUCUGGAUGUAACUGGAACUGGGAUUACGCCUCAGGGCAUUGAAGAGUUUAAGCUACUGAAGCCAGAAUGCACUGUGGUGGCCGAAUAUCUGCCUUCGCAAUUUCUCAAGUGAAGGAAUUUAAAAAAAAAAGUGGAAAUUAAUUGCGAGAGUGUGAAAUUCCAUUGAUCUUGGAUGCAUAAUUAGAGUUUGUGUUGUUCAAUUUUUGCGUUAAAAGUGUUAAACUUUUUUUCUUCGCUCUACCAAGUCACAAAAGAAAUGCUUAGAGCUUAUGUGAUCAAAUUAACUAAAAUGGGCAAUUUUGGCUGAGAGAUAAGAACAAGGACGAAAAUUAUUUAAAGGAUUUAUGUAAUUUUUCAAUCUAUGUGACUCAUGCGACUCUAUUCAUCUUCAUAAUAAUUGUAAGUAAGGAUUGUUUUCAUUUAUUAAUCAAGCACAUUAGUAAUUUUUUGUAGUGAAGAUCGUUAGAAAAAUUAGGAUGAACAUUUGAAUCAAUUAUUUUUCAAAAUUAAUAAUUCCUAUGUAGAUUUACGGAACUUUAGAAAUAAAAAAUUUACGAUAAAAAAAUAACUGCAAUGUCAGAUUUCUUUUUGAAACAGUUUGAUAUAAAAUAAUCGCGUCUUAGCAUUUGAAAGAAGAAGAAAGUAUUGAAAAGCUUUUCUUUUGUAAAAAAAAAUGUAAAAAUUUUCAAAAAGAAAAUUGAAAAGCAAAGAAUAAUAAAUCAGAUUUAUUUUGAAGCACA